ACUGGCAGCCGCGGGUCUGGCGACUUUGGCACAGAAAUCAAGUUUCGGCUGCACGCGGUGGGUCACGCCUCAUUUAGUCCUGCAUCGAUCGCCCUCUACCUUGUUCUCUACCAUCUCAUCGAUAUUUGGCACCACCGAUCCUACAAUGGCUUCGUUGACCCCGCCUCAGCCUGCGCCGUCGUGGACGCACUCACCGGAGGAUGUACGGAGGAUUGCAAAGGAGCUCAUCGACAACGACCGAAAGCUCAUGGACAAGAUAUCGUCUCUGCCACCAGAGGAGUGCACAUUUGAUUCUGUACGUGACUUGCUUGCCCUCGCGCGGAGCGAGGCAGACUUCGAACAUGUCAUGGAACCUCUUGCUUUUUACCAGAAUGUGUCUCCAUCCAAGGAUCUGCGCGAUGCUUCGAACGAGGCCGAGGCGAUGGCCCGCGACUAUGGCGUCGAAAUGUCUAUGCGUCUCGAUCUCUUCCAGGCUAAGCAGGCCGCCCAAGAGAAUAUCAAGAAAUCGGGUCAAAAGCUUACUCCUGAGGAAGAACGUUUGGUUGAGAAGAUGAUCUUGGAUGGUACUCGUGCGGGGUUAGCCCUUCCCGAGGAGAAGCGUACGGAGCUCACGACGCUCAAGAAAGAGUUGUCUGCCACUUCCCUCGAAUUCAGCAAAAACUUCAACGAAGAGAAGGGGACUAUUGCCUUUACCUUAGAGGACCUCAAGGGUGUACCAGCAGAUGUCGUUUCAGGAUACAGCAAACGGACAGAAGACGGAAAGGACUUAUACGAUGUCACCUUCAAGACUCCUGACAUUUUCCCUGUCCUUAAAUUCGCGGAGAAUCCAACCAUUCGUCAGCGAGCAUUCGAAGCCUACGAAUCUCGCUUGUCGAUUAACGUUCCCGUACUGGACAAGAUCCUCGGGCUUCGUCGCAAAAUCGCCGAUUUACUCAACUACUCCACUUGGGCGGACUAUGUCACUGAAGUCAAGAUGGCCAAGAAUGCAAAGACCGUGAAGGAGUUCCUUGCCGAUCUGGAACAGAAGCUUCGUCCCGUUGCCCUCAAGGAACGAGAGAUUCUGCUUGCAUUGAAGCAAGAAGAGCACAAAAAGAAGGGUCUCGAGUUUGAUGGCGAGUUCAAUAUCUGGGAUUACAGGUACUACGAUCGCAAAUAUGUCGAGAAGAGUCUCGAUCUGGACGACAUGCUCGUCAAGGAGUAUUUCCCAGUCACGGUUGUCGUUCCUGCUAUCCUCGAAAUUUACCAGAAUUUGCUUGGCGUCAAGUUCGUUGAAGUUAAGGGCGAAACAUGGCAUCCGGAGGUGCAGCAGUUUGCUGUCUGGGAAAAAGAUGCCAAGGACGAGUCCGGUUUUGUUGGCUGGUGCUAUCUCGAUCUCUUCCCUCGCGAGUCCAAAUACUCUCAUGCAGCGGUUUGGGGUCUCCUCUCCGGCUACAAACGUGAGGAUGGCUCGCGGAGCUACCCACUCACGGCCAUGGUUGCGAAUCUCGCAAAGCCGACUCCGAGUAAGCCCGCGCUCAUGCGCCACGACGACGUCACUACGUUCUUCCACGAGAUGGGCCACGUCUUCCAUGGCCUUCUGAGUAAGACGCGCUUCGCCCGCUUCCAUGGCACUUCCGUCGCGCGCGACUUCGUCGAGGCGCCGUCGCAGAUGCUCGAAAAUUGGUGUUGGGAGCCCAGGGUUCUCGAGCGUAUGUCCAGCCACUUCGACACCAAAAAGCCUCUACCUGCGGACCUGAUUGAGAAGAUUGUCAAGAGUCGAUACGUCAAUGUCGGCUUAUUCUACCUUCGCCAGCUGUUCUUUGCGAACUUCGAUCUCAAAGUACACAUCGACAAGGAGGCCGACGACUACACCGAGCUCUGGAACACAAUGCGAGAGAAAAUUUCGCUUGUCUCCGCUGGCAAGCCCACUCCUGGACAGGGCUCGUUUGGACACAUCGCCGGCGGCUAUGACGCUGGCUACUACGGCUACACCUACUCGCUCGUCUUCGCUGCGGACAUGUACGCAACGGUCUUCAAGGGCGACCCACUCGACCCUGCACGUGGACAGCGCUACCGUGAACAUAUCCUGCGUCCCGGAGGAAGUCAGGACGAUCUUGUGUCCCUUAAGAACUUCCUCGGCCGCGAGCCCAACUCGGAGGCGUUUAUCAAGGAGCUGUUCGGUGACAACAAGUCCAGCCUCUGAAGGAUAUGGCUCGACAAAACUUUACUGUCGGGGUAAGUGUAUUAUAGUCAAUCACAACUCAAUAUCAAACAAAUAUCUCCUCGCGUGGGAGCUCGAAAC
Molecule: messenger RNA, 2281 nt
Organism: Phanerochaete carnosa HHB-10118-sp
Lineage: Eukaryota; Fungi; Basidiomycota; Agaricomycetes; Polyporales; Phanerochaetaceae
Exons: 9
Coding region: 146-2182 (678 amino acids)
Biological process (GO): proteolysis; peptide metabolic process
Cellular component (GO): mitochondrial intermembrane space
Molecular function (GO): metalloendopeptidase activity
Source: RefSeq, a predicted model, not a curated record